This is a messenger RNA of Chinchilla lanigera (long-tailed chinchilla), 4225 nucleotides long. RefSeq names its product DiGeorge syndrome critical region gene 2 (gene Dgcr2). The transcript is spliced from 10 exons. Lineage: Eukaryota; Metazoa; Chordata; Mammalia; Rodentia; Chinchillidae. Gene Ontology annotation, cellular component: membrane. The coding region runs from base 247 to 1896 and encodes 549 amino acids. Gene Ontology annotation, molecular function: protein binding. The record is from RefSeq and is a predicted model, not a curated record.
GCCCAAGAAGGACGGCGGCCAUCUUGCGCGGAGCCGGAGUCGGACUCUGAGACUGCGACCUGCGGCGCCCGGGAGCCCCUGUCCUUUCUCUUCUACGGUGUAUCUUCGCCGCAGCCCCACGAGAUCCUUGGUCCACCGCUUCUCUGCGCUCGGCCUCGGCCCGGCCCUCCGACCCUCUGCCCGGCCCGGUCAGGCCUCGCCACGGGGUCACGCGCGGCCGCCCUGAGGACGAUGAACGGAGGAUAAAUGGUGCCUAAGGCAGACAGCGGUGCCUUCUUGCUGCUCUUUCUGCUCGUGCUCACCGUCACCGAGCCGCUGCGGCCAGAGCUGCGGUGUAACCCUGGGCAGUUUGCCUGUCGCAGUGGUGCCAUCCAGUGCAUCCCCCUCUCUUGGCACUGUGACGGCUGGCCGACUUGUGCGGAUGAGAGCGACGAAGCCGACUGUCCAGAAGUAACCAGGGAGUCACGGCCUUACCAUGGAAAGGAGUCUGUGGACCUGCGACAAGGGCGAGCCAGAGGUGGUGACCCUACACACUUCCAUGCAGUGAAUGUGGCACAGCCUGUCCGCUUCAGCAGUUUCCUAGGGAAGUGCCCAACAGGAUGGCAUCACUAUGAAGCCAGCUGCUACCGGGUUUACCUGAGUGGGGAGAACUACUGGGAUGCCGCACAGACCUGCCAGCGUGUGAAUGGCUCCCUCGCCACCUUCUCUACUGACCAGGAGCUUCGCUUUGUCCUGGCCCAGGAAUGGGAUCAGCCCGAACUGGUCCCAUUUGGUUGGAAGGAUCAGCGCAAGCUGUGGGUUGGCUAUCAGUAUGUUGUUACUGCCCGGAACCCUUCCUUAGAAGGCCGAUGGGAGGUGGCAUUCAAAGGCUCCUCGGAGGUGUUCCUGCCCCCAGACCCUACCUUUGCAUCAGCCAUGUCUGAGAACGACAAUGUGUACUGCGCCCAGCUGCAGUGCUUCCACUUCCCGACACUGCGGCACCACGACCUCCACAGCUGGCAUGCUGAGAGCUGCUACGAGAAGUCCUCGUUUCUUUGUAAAAGGAGUCAAACAUGUGUUGACAUCAAGGACAAUGUGGUGGAUGAAGGCUUCUACUUCACCCCCAAAGGGGAUGAUCCAUGCUUGAGCUGCACCUGCCAUGGAGGGGAGCCUGAGAUGUGCGUGGCCGCCCUCUGCGAGGGUCCCCAGGGCUGUCAGCAGUAUCGUAAGGAGCCUAAGGAGUGCUGCAAGUUCAUGUGUCUGGACCCAGAUGGCAACAACCUGUUUGACUCCAUGGCCAGCGGUAUGCGCUUGGUGGUCAGCUGCAUCUCGUCCUUCCUCAUCCUCUCGCUGCUGCUUUUCAUGGUCCACCGGCUGCGCCAGAGGCGCCGGGAGCGCAUCGAGUCACUGAUUGGAGCAAACUUACACCACUUCAACCUUGGCCGGAGGAUCCCUGGCUUUGACUACGGCCCAGACAGGUUUGGCACUGGCCUCACCCCACUCCAUCUUUCUGAUGAUGGGGAAGGCGGGACUUUCCACUUCCACGACCCUCCGCCUCCCUACACAGCUUACAAGUACCCGGAUAUCGACCAGCCCGAUGACCCACCACCACCCUAUGAGGCCUCGAUCAACCCGGACAGUGUGUUCUACGAUCCUGCAGAUGACGAUGCCUUUGAUCCUGUAGAGGCUGGCCCGCCAACUCCAGGGGAUGGUAGCAGUGAAGGUGCAUUGCCUCAGUGCCUGGAACAGCCUCUGCCCCCUUUGGAGACCUCCCUGGCAGACCUGGAAGACUCUGCAGACAGCAGCAGUGUCCUGCUCAUGCCCCCUGACCCUACUCAGAGUGGGAACACCCCAGCCGCAGAGGCAUCACCAGGAGGUGGCCGCCCCAGUCUUGGCUCCCUCAAUACUGUAGUAUAGACAGCCUAGCCCAUGACUCCAAUGGGCUGAGAGUACCUGUUUGCUGUCGAGAAAACACUAGUCCCUGUGGGACACUUGAAGGGGCCCUGCUGCAGCCUGGACCCUGCUCCACUGCCGCACACCCACCAGCUGGUGUGCGUGUAUAUAGAGACCGCAGCUGCCUCUGUCCAAGGGGCAAGCACCCGCACCAAGUUUCCUUGAGGGCUUCACAAACAUGCACAGCUUUGGGUCAGUGUCUCUUUAAAUGGCAGAAGAAUGAUGGUGUGUGCCCACACCACACAUUUCAGGAGGAGGGAAGAGCAGGCACUAUGGGAACAGAAGGCCCCAGGGGUAGGGCUGGGCCGGGGCCAUCUGUGAACAGUCAGUACUGUUGAGGCAGUGGGUAUGCUCCCAGGGAGACAGCCUUAGAUGUGCUACAUUGGCUGUUCUGGGAGUGGCCCUUCCAGGUUCAGCUGUGAACAUCAAAGACCAGGGCCCUGAGAAGAAGGUUGAAAACUUGCAUCUUCUUUCACAGAACCCAGCUGUGUGGCGGGAGGCCUGAGCCCAGCCCUCCCAUCUCUCCCCAACACUGUUGUGCAUGGCUCCCCCUGGAGUAGGCUCUGCACCCCCAUUGAAGAUGUGGGGCUAAACUGGUAUUGUGCCCCACCUUCUGGGCCCCACCUCUUGUUGGAUGGCCCCUGGGUCUGGUCUGCCCCCACCCCACAUUUGUGCCAUAAAGGGUUGUUUCCUUCAAGGAAGGGGUGGCUGAACUGAGUAUCCCAGGCUGUGUCCAUCUCCUGAAAGUCCACUUCCUGCACCACUGCCACCACUAGAGCCCAGUACCUGGUGGCUGCAUGCACGCCUCCCUCCCUCAGCAGCCUUAGGUGCUUGGGGGCCUUUUGCUUGAGGGUCCCUGAGGCCUAACACAGGCCUUUACCAUUUCUGAGGUUUGGAGAUUAAGCGGGUUCUGUGCGAUUUUUAGCACAUCAUAUCUUUUCUACGUUGAAUGUCUGGAUCUCUUCUUUUGUGUGUGUGUGUGUCUGUGCGUGUCUGUAUAUGGCCAAAUGUUUGCAGGUGGUAGUUCAUAGGAACUCAGAGUGGGGCAGGGCCCUGCUGCUCCAGCUCUGACAUUUUGUCUUGGGCUCCACUGGGAUGGAACUGUGCCUAAAAUCCUGCUCUUCGCCCAUGAUCCUUGCGUGAGAGAGCCUUAUCCCACUAAGGAAUAUCAGUGGGGAAAAGUCAUUGACACACUUGGUUCUGUGGAGCUCAGCCCAAUUGCAGGCACUUUGUAAAAGGGGAUCUCAAGUUGCCCAGACAUAAGCUCUGACCAAGAGCUGACUGGAGGUAUGUUUUUGUUAUUGAACAGCCUGUCCCUGGGCUCGGCCCAUAGGAACCAGAUGCUACAGUGUAUGCCUCCCUUGCCAAAAGGCUGCUGCUUAGAAUGACGUUAUGGCCGUGAGGUCCUUAUGUCCACCAGAGAAUAAAGCAGGCCUCUGUACACAGGUUCUGAGAGCCCCAAGAGGGUUCUGAGGACCACUCCAGCAAAGCUCCACUGGGACCUACCUCCAGCAACUGAGAGGGGGCCUCCUAGGCCUCAGAAAUGUGCAGGGCAGGGCAGCUGGCGCAGUGGGUGUGGGACUAAGAAGCUUGCUCUGGGGACCGGAGGAGUGUUAGAGCCAAGCAGGCAGGUAGGGGGGGCAGUGAGGAAGAGAGACCCGAAACGGACUGUGGGGACUGCAGAGGUGUGCUUGCUUCAGGGCUGGCAAGAGUGUUCUCAGGGUUGCCAGUGGGUGUUUCUCAGUUGGGGAAGCAUCACGGUACCCAGGCCUGGCACCAGAUGCUUAACCCACUGCCAUCCUGAGGCUGGCAGAAGGCCUGUGUGCAGGGCUGCUCAGACCACCAGCUGCUCUGGCUCCGGGAGCCAUGCUCUUGCCGGGAACAGUUGUGAGGGAAGCAAGGAGAGCUGGGGUGUGCCCAUUUGUUCUUACCUGUCCUCUGCCACCUCUGCGAGAUUUCCCCUCUGAGGUCUGAUGAAGAGGAGUGGCCUUUGCUGAGACGUGUUCCUGUAGGAGACUGCCCCUGCUCACCCCACAUACUAGGGACAGUCCAAGCUCCUGGGAGGGACCCCUUCCCCAGGACUGCCUUGGCACUGUUUCUGACCAGGUGCCCUCUGACCUGCCUUGUGGAGGUGGCAUUUGAUACUGUACAUUGUCUCAAUGCCUGUUUUUACUUUUCCUUUCACUAAGGGUUUUAGUUCGGGUGUAUUUUUCGUCUGGUUGGCACUAAUCCUUUUCUUAAGAUGCUGUGAGAACCAUUUCAUCCAAAUGCCAAAUAAACUUGUGUUCUGGAA